Molecule: messenger RNA, 858 nt
Organism: Kwoniella botswanensis
Lineage: Eukaryota; Fungi; Basidiomycota; Tremellomycetes; Tremellales; Cryptococcaceae
Exons: 6
Coding region: 1-858 (285 amino acids)
Biological process (GO): clathrin-dependent endocytosis; intracellular protein transport
Cellular component (GO): clathrin coat of coated pit; clathrin coat of trans-Golgi network vesicle; plasma membrane
Molecular function (GO): structural molecule activity; clathrin heavy chain binding
Source: RefSeq, a predicted model, not a curated record
AUGAGUGACGAUCCAAUGGCUGAUUUCCUCGCUCGUGAGAAGGCUGCAUUAGGUGACGAUGCCGACUUGUUCGCAUCUGGAAGCGCACCCUCAGAACCAUCAGGGAUGGAUGCCUUCCCCGACUUUACUUCACCUGCUCCUCCUGCCGAAGCUCCCAAACCGGCCUCUCCCCCAAAGGGGAUUGACUCAUUCCCUUCCCUCCACUCUCCCUCGAUUGGAGGAGGAGAGGUAAGAGUCACCGGUGUAGCUGGAACAGGAGAGGAUGAAGAUCGUGCUCAGUUCGAAAGUCAAUUCCCGGAUUUAUCAGGUGAAGUGGGAUACGAAGCUCCCCCUAAACCCGUGUUCAACGCCUUAUCACCCCAACCAUACGGUGCAUCACCUUACCCAGCUACAGCCGCACCCAAACCUCGUUCUGCUCAAUCCAUCCUACCUCCUCCAACAUUCAACAAUAUCCUCCCAUCGAACUCCGAAGAGGAAUCUGAACCUAUCAAAGCAUGGAGAGAGAAACAGGCUGAACAAAUCAAGAAACGGGACGAGGAAGAUAAGAAGAGGAGAGAUGAGAUGGCGAAUAAAGCUGAAAAGGCGAUUGACAGUUUCUAUGAAGAUUACAACAAGAUGAAAGAGAGGAAUAUCAGGGAAAACAAAGAGACUGAAGCUGCUUUCCUCGAAAAGCUGAACGAGGGUAUAGCUAAAGGGACAGCUUGGGAGAGAAUCACAGAGUUGAUUCAGCUUGAAAAUUCACAGUCCAAAACCAUUAGACCUUCUGUACCUGGUGGGUCCGAUUUAGCAAGGAUGAAAGAGAUCCUCUUAGCUCUCAGACGAGAAGGUGAUAAGGCCCCUGGAGCGGCGGGCUUCUGA